AUGGUGGUGGAGAAGGCCCUUCUCGCCGCUCGGCAGGGGGACGUUCAGACGCUUAAAGUGCUCUUCGCGGAAAAAGUAUUGCACAGAAAUAUAAAGGACCCGCUCGGAGCCACUCCGGUUCACCACGCUGCCCGGUCCGGGAAACUCACCUGUCUGCGCUACCUGGUGGAGGAGGCCGGGCUACCGGGCAACAGCCUAGCGAAGAACGGCGCGACCCCGGCGCACGAUGCCGCUGCAACGGGCAACCUGGCCUGUUUGCAGUGGCUCAUAACGCAGGCAGGGUGCGGAGCUGCGGACAGGGACAGCUCUGGGGCCACUGUCCUUCACCUGGCCGCCCGCUUCAGCCACCACGAGAUAACCGAAUGGCUGCUGAAGGGGGACAGGGCGGACCCCAGGGUCGUCACGGAUACGGGGGCACUGCCUGUUCACUACGCCGCUGCCAAGGGAGACCUGCCCUCACUGAGGCUCCUGCUCGGGCACAGCCCAGGAGUGGUCAAUGCCCAAACAAAGAAUGGUGCCACACCCCUUUAUUUGGCCUGCCAAGAGGGUCACUUGGAGGCUGUCCAGUACCUGGUGAAGGACUGUGGGGCGGAGCCCCGCAUCAGAGCCAAUGACGGAAUGACUCCUCUCCAUGCCGCCGCCCAGAUGGGACACUCCACAGUCAUCGUUUGGCUGAUGAGUUUCACAGAAAUCAGUCUGUCUGACCGGGACAGCGAAGGUGCCACCCCCAUGCAUUUCGCCGCCAGCCGCGGUCACUCCAAGGUGCUGAGCUGGCUGCUGCUCCACGGGGGAGAGAUCGUCAGCGACAGCUGGGGGGGGACCCCCCUGCACGAUGCCGCGGAGAACGGGGAGCUGGAGUGCUGUCAGAUCCUGGUGGUGAACGGGGUGGAUCUGGGGAUCCGAGACCAGGACGGCCUCACAGCUGCAGACCUGGCUGAGUACAAUGGCCAUUUCCAGUGUGCCAAAUACCUGCGCACCGUCGAGAACAUGCAGCUCGUUGCUGGUGUUUUAUCCGUGGAGCACCGUGUGUUGUCGAGGGACACCUCAGCAGAGCAGGAGUACAAGCAGCCGGAUUCGGGUGUCUCCUCCCCGCACACCAACGAGGACUCCUGCAGCUCCACUGAGGAAAGGAGGGCCACAGCGCCCCCUGCAGAUCAGAACCGCUCAGACAUGCAGAACUACAUGGACCUGCUGCACCCAGGCCCUGUGACCUCAACGCCCAGCACCGCGUGCCCCCCUCCCCCGCCCACCUUCCCCCCUCCUCCACCCCCAGCCACACCUCUCCCCAACCCCUCCCAGCCGCCCCCUUCCCCACCUGGCUACUCUGCCCCCACCCCCCCCACAGACCACGCCUCAGCUGAGAUCUACCUGCAGGUGAAGAGCAACCUGCGUCAUGUGGAGACCGAUGCUCCCAAGAAAGAACCGACUGCAGGAGAGAACCCGGACAGACUGCGCAGGGUCGACUCCAACAGGAAGUCCCGCAGCUUCAACAAGCAGCCCAGCACUGGGGACUACUACAAGACCCUGGGUGGUGACACGGCCGAACACCACGGGGCCAGAACCAUGCAGCCCGGCGAGCAGGGCUCUGUCCUGCUGGAGCAGGCAGCGGACAGCCCCCCCAAAGCGGAGAACGGGGCCUUGGAGGGGCAGCCCCCUGCAAUGCCCCCACCUCCACCCCCCCUCCCCUCCAACGGGCCCCCUCCUCCACCUCCACCUCCGCCACCACCGCCCUCGGACACUCCACCCCAGAAGAGCUCAGAGCAGCGGCGGCCAUCAUCCACAGGAAGCACGAAGUCGUUCAACAUGGUGUCCCCGACCGGCGACAACGCCGAGCUGCUGGCCGAGAUUAAGGCAGGGAAGAGCCUGAAGCCGACGCCUAACAGCAAAGGAUACACAGCUGGGAGCAACGGCUCCACCUCCGGGAGCAAUGGACAGAGGCCCUCUUCUCCGCCUGUUACCCCAGCAGCCCCAUCUACACCUGCCCCCUCGCCGCUCCCCCCAACAACAUCCCCAACUCCACCUGCACCAAACAGUGUCUCCGCCCCUAAGCCCCAGCCAACCACAGCAAACGUUCCCGCCCAGAAAUCCCAGCCAACUGCAGCCAAUGUCCCCGCCCACAAGCCCCAGCCAACCACAGCAAACGUCCCCGCCCGUCAGCCCCAGCCAACCACAGACAGUGUCCCCGCCCCCAAGCCCCAGCCAAUCGCAGGCAGCAUUGAGAAGCUGCCCCCCACAGCCAAUGGCGGCGUGGAGCCAGGCCGUGCCCACAGGACCAGCCUGGCAGACGUGGAGGCGCUGGUCCCCACCCACGAUGAGCAGGGCGUGGCCAUUCCGGAGUGGAAGAGGCAGGUGAUGGUGCGCAAGCUGCAGGUGAAGAUGCAGGAGGAGGAGGAGCUGCAACGCAAGGUUCGCUGGGCCAGCGGGUGGCGGGGGUGUCCCCAAGACUGGCACUACUCCCACACCCACAAUGCCAUCCUGGGCCCGUUUGGCGAGCUGAUGACGGAGGGCGACCUGCUCCGCAUCGAGCGGCAGAUCGAGAACCUGCAGGUGAUGCACAAGGUGCAGGCGGUGGAGACGGAGCUGGAGCAGCUGGAGAGGGAGCUGACGCAGCUGCUGCCCGUGUCGGCCGCCAUCAGCCAGCAGCACUUCUCCGUCAACCCCCGGCAGGUGCACGGCCAGGCCGAGGACCUGCCCGAGUGGUGCAGCAAGAUCUCCACGCUGCUGAAGAACAUGGCCAUCCUGCUGGCCACCCUCGGGGGCAAGGAGAUCGACAUCCUGGACCUGGUGUACCCGGGGUACGCGCAGGAGGAGCGCAAGGCCGCAGCCUCCCGGCCUGACCCCGCCCAGCCCCCCGCCCCCGUCAACAUCGGCCGCUCCCAGUCCUUCUCCACUCGGGAGGAGGUGGAGAGGGAGAUCAGGCAGUGCGGUGUGUCGGUGAAGAACCUGAAGGCCAACUACGAGCUGCAGAGCCAGCCCCAUGCCGCGGACAGCGUCGGCAGGGUGUAUAUGCGCAAGCGGUCCCUGCCCGUGGGGAGCGAGACGGCGGGGGGCCGCAGGUCGGAGCCCAUCCUGGAGGAGGAUUACAUCUCCUCCACUGAGGACAUCAACUGGUCCGGCGAGAGCAUGCACCCGCCGCCGAACGCCGAAAAUGGCCAGCCUGUGGCCCCGGCGUCCCACACUGCUCUGGCCUACCCUCCCUCUGAAAGCCCCUCCCAGUCAGGGCCCGCGUCCCAACCGGACCAGGCGACACGCAGCCUGGAGGUGCAGACGGACCUGAGCUACAUGCAGGAGUACAUCGACCUGAGGAAGGAGCGCAUCGUCUUCCUGUUCCUGGAGCACUGGAGGAAGUACACCUUCACGGGCGCGGUCAGGCCGCGGGCGGCCGGCCGGCAGGGCAGUCUGGGGGCGGGCCCGCAGAGCGAGGACGACCAGCUCAUCUACCUGAUGAAGGAGCGGCAGGUGGUGGGCAACCUGAUCGGCCACUGGAGGGCGAUCUUCAGCCAGGUGCCCAGCCGGCAGAUCCGCCGCCUCAGCCGGGCCCACAUUGUCUACUGGCCCGAGCACUUUCUGCCGCACAUCAACGGCGCCCCCGUGGCCUACGGCAGCCUGACCCUCGACCUCUUCAUGCUGGGCUACUUCCAGCUGCUGGAGAUGAGCAUGUCGCGGAGCGAGCGCAAGUUCAGGCACCUGCUGUGCUUCGAGAUGUUCGACCGGCUGGGCACGCACAGCUGGGAGCUCAUCCGCGACUUCCACCGGGAGGUGAUGGUGGAGGUGGAGUCCGGCAGGCGGGACUGGGCUGACGGCUUCGAGGACAUCAAGCGGAAGUACUUUGGUGACAGCGCUGAGGUGGCGGAGGGGGCCAGCGGGGUUUCAGUGUUGGAUAUCCUGGAGGAAGAGCUGGCUCCUGCAGUCAUGACCCGUAAGGACUCCAUUCAGUUGAUCUCCGAACUGGGAGAAUUCAGCAACGAGGAGAUCUGCAGAUACAUCGACCGCAGUUUCUCCUUCUGGAAGGAGAAGGAGGCGGAGCUCUUUGAGAUAAAGGAGGAGGACCACCAGAGGAUAAAAAAGGAAAACAAGGAGAAGACCGAGCUGGAGAAGAUUCGAACCUUGGGCUACGACGAGAACAAGCUGGCCCCGUGGCAGCGGCAGUUUAUCUUGAGGAAAGGAAAGAAGCAUUAG
This is a messenger RNA of Megalops cyprinoides (Indo-Pacific tarpon), 4179 nucleotides long. RefSeq names its product espin-like. Gene Ontology annotation, biological process: actin filament bundle assembly. Gene Ontology annotation, cellular component: cytoplasm. The transcript is spliced from 15 exons. Gene Ontology annotation, molecular function: actin filament binding. The record is from RefSeq and is a predicted model, not a curated record. Lineage: Eukaryota; Metazoa; Chordata; Actinopteri; Elopiformes; Megalopidae. The coding region runs from base 1 to 4179 and encodes 1392 amino acids.